Messenger RNA from Elaeis guineensis (African oil palm), 815 nucleotides. The record is from RefSeq and is a predicted model, not a curated record. NCBI's taxonomy places the organism in Eukaryota, Viridiplantae, Streptophyta, Magnoliopsida, Arecales, Arecaceae.
GUCUUAGGUACUCCAACAAGGGAAGAAAUCAAAUGCAUGAACCCAAAUUAUACAGAGUUCAAAUUCCCACAGAUUAAAGCUCACCCAUGGCACAAGAUCUUUCAUAAAAGAAUGCCACCUGAGGCUGUUGAUCUUGUGUCUAGGCUUCUCCAGUACUCCCCAAACCUGCGGUGCACUGCUCUGGAUGCAUUAAUUCAUCCAUUUUUUGAUGAGCUUCGUGAUCCAAAUACCCGCCUACCAAAUGGCCGUUAUCUACCCCCUCUUUUUAAUUUCAAGCCUCAUGAGUUGAAGGGCGUGCCAAUGGAGAUUUUACUGAAGUUGAUUCCAGAGCAUGCGAGAAAGCAAUGUGCCUUCCUAGGAUUAUGAGUUGGUUCUUAGGAUGAUUACCUGAAAAUAGCCUGUGUAUCUGCCGUAGGAAAGAAACGCACGUCUUCUGAGAUGGGGAGUUGGUAGCAGACUAGCAGUUGUGGUCAGAUGAUGACAUGUAGCUAUCUUCUGUGUUUUUCCCUCGCUCCCAUGUUCUGUGAAGCAGACUGAGAAGCUUUUGCUACUCCCGAAACCUUGAUGGGUCGCUUGCUAACCCUUGGUUUCCAUCAUCCAUCCAACAGAUUUGUAACAUUAUAUAGAGUAGAAAGAUUGCUGUUGUUUAGUUGAUUUGUUCUAAAUGUGGAUCCAAAUGCUGUUUCCAGGUUUCAAUAUGAUGUUGUCAUGUUAUAUCAGUUAGAGAAAACAUCGUUGCCUUUUUGCUGGCUGUAUCUUGGAUCAAUCGAAUCUCUAUUCUCAGACUGAUUUGAUUAGCUGGGAUUGUGAACCAA